CCACUAAACCAUCUCUCCAGUCUGACGCGUUUCUCAACUGACCGAUAUAAACCGAAAGUACGACCGGAGGAUCUUUAGAAACCGAUUUAACUCGCACGGUACUGACGGUACGACCGCAUUCAGCAUUAAAACGAACAACAUAUAGACUGUCAGACGGUACUAUCUCAUAUACAGACGAACUUUUCGUGUAUUUCGCAAAGACUUGAUUAUUUCAGUGAUUUUUCCCUUGUUUUAUUCAGCACUCAGCAAUACACAAGCCAGCAGAAUGGGAUCCAGUCAAUCAGCAUUAAAUUUUGGAGCGGGACCUGCCAAACUACCUAGAGAAGUUUUAACCGAAGUCCAGUCGGAACUUCUCUCAUACCAGAACAGCGGCAUGAGUCUGAUGGAGAUGAGCCACAGAUCAAAAGAAUACUCGAAAAUAAACAAAAGUGCACAGGACCUGAUCAGAGAACUUUUAAAUGUUCCAGACAACUACAGAAUCCUCUUCAUCCAAGGCGGAGGUUUAGGUGCUUUCGCUGCGGUCGCCAUGAACUUUAUGGGUGCUACCGGUACCGCAGACUACGCAGUUACCGGUACUUGGUCGUCCAAAGCUGCCAAAGAGGCCGAGAAAUACGGAAGUGUGAAUCUAGUGUUCCCCAAAGCGGACAAACCCGGGAAGAUUCCAGACCAAUCGACUUGGACGCUGAACCCGAAUGCUUCCUACUUUUACUACUGUGAUAACGAGACUGUGGAUGGUGUUGAAUUCCCUUAUAUCCCUGACACUAACGGAGUUCCAAUAGUAACAGAUAUGUCAUCGAAUAUCAUGACCCGAAAAUUUGAUGUUUCCAAGUUUGGCUGUAUAUUCGGCGGAGCCCAAAAAAACAUCGGACCUGCCGGCGCAGUGGUGGUCAUUGUAAGGGAGGACUUAUUGGGAAAAGCCAUGAAAAUAUGCCCGACAGUAUUCAAUUUCACUCAAGUAUCCAAAGAAAAUUCCGUCCUAAACACACCUUCAACCUUUUCAGUAUACGUAAUGGAGAAAGUCCUGCAAUGGAUAAAAAGAAACGACGGCAUAGAAGGCAUGGAAAAACAAUCCCAACGAAAAAGCGGCGUACUCUACGAAACAAUCGCCAAUUCCAACACGUUCUACAGUUGUCCAAUCGACCAGAACUGUCAAAGUAGGAUAAACAUUCCCUUCAGGGUAGGGGGACCACAGGGGAACGAAGACUUGGAAGAAAAAUUCCUACAGGAGGCGGAAAAAAGGUACAUGUACCAACUGAAAGGGCACAGGUCGGUUGGAGGCAUCAGGGCUUCCCUUUACAACGCCACCUCGUACGAAGACGUGGUACUACUAGUUCGGUUAAUGAACGAGUUUCAAAUUCAGCACCAAAAGUGAGGAAAAUAAGUGAAUUCAAACGGUUAUCGCAUCUCUUAUUAAAGUGCUUAAGUUGUUGAAUAUCUUAUUUAUUUCCUUCUGAGUAUUUCUUCACGAUGUAUUCCAUGUAUGUAUUUAUUUUAAGACUUUGUUAAUUUUAUUAUGUAAAAAUAUGUGUUUAGGUUAAUAAAACGCAUAUUAAGGUAUC
This is a messenger RNA of Sitophilus oryzae (rice weevil), 1559 nucleotides long. Its product is annotated as probable phosphoserine aminotransferase. Gene Ontology annotation, molecular function: O-phospho-L-serine:2-oxoglutarate transaminase activity; pyridoxal phosphate binding. NCBI's taxonomy places the organism in Eukaryota, Metazoa, Arthropoda, Insecta, Coleoptera, Curculionidae. Gene Ontology annotation, cellular component: cytoplasm. The record is from RefSeq and is a predicted model, not a curated record. The transcript has 5 exons. Gene Ontology annotation, biological process: L-serine biosynthetic process. Bases 266 to 1372 code for a protein of 368 amino acids.